Messenger RNA from Penaeus vannamei (Pacific white shrimp), 3006 nucleotides. Its product is annotated as mini-chromosome maintenance complex-binding protein. The record is from RefSeq and is a predicted model, not a curated record. Gene Ontology annotation, molecular function: chromatin binding. NCBI's taxonomy places the organism in Eukaryota, Metazoa, Arthropoda, Malacostraca, Decapoda, Penaeidae. Gene Ontology annotation, biological process: DNA-templated DNA replication.
GCGACGUAAACAAAGCCACGUGGUUGAGCGCCACAGUCUGGACACGGAAGAAGAUUACUAAGUUAAUUGACAUAAUUUAAGACACGAGAAGCUCUGAACAAGAAGAGGAUCCGAGGAAGAUAUAGGCAAUACUAGUCUAAAACCAUUUAACGAGAAACAAGAAGAAGAAGAAGGAGUUUCGAGGAUUUAUAAGAUGCCAGGCCUUGAUGAUUGGAUCCUUACGCCCUAUAGGAUUCUUGACAGGAUAUUUGAUGAGUGUGGGCCAAAUGGAGCAUGGAAAGAAAGAACAAGUGAGUUUUUCACUCAGGAAAUCAACAAUCCAUUGGUCUUGAAAAGGAUCCCAUGGCUGAAUGAAACUCCACUCCACCACCUGAGACCAAACCAGGUGGUGCGUUAUAGGGGCAUGGUGCAGGACAUGUAUGACAACGAGUUUUUCCUAGAUACCUAUGAAGUACGUGACAAGACAGGGUCCACAAAGCUGAGACCUGGACGUUACAAGGAUAUUGCUGAAUGUGGGCCUGAUGAAGAGUUGGUCAGGGAUUCUCAUGAAUGCCAGACAGGAGAUCGUCUUACCUACUACUGUAUACCCACACCAGGGGAGAAUGCUUGGGUCAAGGAGGUAUAUAGUGAGAUGAACCCAUGUAUGAGUGAAGCAAGCACAUCCAGUUCAUGUGGGAGGACCAAGCGAAGUGUUUGUGAAGAGACAGAAGAUGAUCAGGGAGAUGCCAGCUCUGGAAGGGAUGCAAACCAACAGACUGCAGAAGGAACAAGCAUGGAGACUGCAGAGUCUGGAGAAAACAAACGAUUCCGGACAGAUAUUGGAAAUGCAUCAGCUGAUGGAGCCGGAACAAGCAGACACACUCCUGCAUCCACUAGUAAUGGAACCCCCGACCUCAAUUUCCCCAUACCAGGCAUGAAAGGAACUCCAUGUUUAGUGAAGCUUUAUGAUGAUGUCAGCUUUUCCCUGAAUGAUGUCAUUGAGAUUGUAGGAAUCUUGUCAGUAGACCCUUCACUAGCAAGACAGAAUGCCAACAGUGACAAUAAUGAAAUGGAGUUCAUGGAUGUGGAAGAGGAUGCUGCAAGAUGCCCACCUCCAUCUCUUGUUCCUAGGUUACAUGUUUUAACUGCACGCAAGAUGCCCCACACAAACCCACUCCUCCCAGGUGAUGUUGUAGAGAGUGACACCACCAAUGGGAUAGUAGCAGAUAUGAGGGAAACAAGAGAAGUUUUGCGGAAAAUACUUGAAGAGGCUUUCUUAGGAGAUGCCCUCACUGCUGAAUUGAUGGUGUGCCACCUGGUUUCAUCAGUAUACCUAAGACAGGAUGUUAUUGCAUUAGGAAAGUACAGCAUAAAUGUGUCGGGCAUAAGCAAAAGCCUCCAAGAGCAGAAGUACACCAGCAGUCUCUACCAGUUACUUAGCUUGUUUGUUACUCAGUCGCAUUUCUUCCCAAUGACCUUAAGCAACAUGAAUAAGGUUAAAUUUGUGCCAAAGAAGGACUACCAGUCAAACCGUCUUAUCAGUGGACUACUACAGCUGAGUCAGCAUACACAUCUUGUUCUGGAUGAGACAGCCCUAACAGCUGGGCAGUUGGAUACCCAAGGAGUGCAGAACCUGACAGCCCUGGGCAAUGCUAUUAACUGGCAGAAGGUUGAUUAUGAUUUCCAGUAUCACCAGCUGGAGCAGUUCACCAAUAUUCCAGUCAUCAUAUUCUCUGAGGGAAGAGCAAUGAUCAGUAGUGAUGCAGAGAUUAGAUUGCAGCCAAACAACACAGAAGUCUCUGCAGCAUUUAAUCGCAUCCAGGCACAGUUGACACCAGACAUUCUGAGGAGGAUUCGGAUAUACCUAACAGUUGCCAGGCUUAGCAAUUAUAAUCUCUCAGAGGAUAUGCAGAAGAUGGUGCAAGAUGAUUUUGUUGACAGCCGGAAGAAUGACAAUGGUAUUUCUGCAGAGGACCUCCACAACCUUCUUAUACUGGCAAGACUUGUAGCUGUAAGUUGUGGAGAAAACCAUCUCACUGCUGAUGUUUGGAAAUGUACAAAGAUUCUUGAGAAUGAACGUAAAUUGCGUGUUCGUUCACAAACACAGUGAAAUAUGAUUUCUAGAGAAAAUGUAUAGUAAACUUAAAUCAACUAUAUUUUGAUAUUUGACAUAGUUGUCAAUUAAUAUUUACACAUGUAUUUUUUUUUUAUGCUGUUAUGACUCAACAAAUACGAUUAUGAAACCUGUAAACUGUUCAUCUGUCCAUGAAAAGGAGGCUAAAUAUUAACUCUUCAUAUAUUGAUGUAAACAGUAAGGAUGAAGUUGUUCCCUACCUUACUCAUGCAGGUGAAGCAGUAUUUACUGAGCAAUUUGAAGGCUGUUAUUGUAUGACAAAAAAAAUAAAAAUCAGUCUUCAAAUUUUCCAUGUUACUGGGCCAAGAAAGUAUUUUUUCUAUUUUGAACAUUCCCUCCUGUAAAUCUGUGAUCUGAUAAAAUUCUUUUACUUCUUGAUUUAGGUUUUUCUUUUUCUAUUUUCUGUAAACUGAAAAUGCAAGUAUAAGAGUUUGGAGAAAGUAAUUUGUCUUGAUAUCCUAUGAUGUAUAAUAUUAAAAAGGUGGGUCAUUUCUAAGGUACAUAUAACCAGGUAACUCCAUAUCCAUGUAUCUUAUUGAGCCCAAAAAUGAAAUGGACUUUUACACAAGAGUCUUCUUGAAGGCUGUUGAUGAUAAGAAACUCGUAGCUACUAUAAUUAGAAGAGGGGAUUUGGUUUUACUUCUGGUAAGUAUAACAGUAUUGAGUAAAUUAAUUAAAUAAUUAUCUAUCUAGCUAUAUUUGAUAUCUCAUUGGUUAAACAUGACUGCACUAGCUCUGCCACAUUUUUUAAAAAACCCAUCAAUCUGUGUGAUAUUUUAUGCUAAGAGGUAUUUCAGGCCUUUUCUUUGAAAAUGGUUAUGUAAUAACUGUUUAAAAAAUGGUAAAAAAUGAAACCAAAAAAAAAAAAAAAAAAAAAAAAAAAAAAAAAAAAA